This is a messenger RNA of Lepisosteus oculatus (spotted gar), 788 nucleotides long. It is a transcript of the gene bud31, whose product is annotated as BUD31 homolog. Gene Ontology annotation, cellular component: spliceosomal complex; nucleus. Gene Ontology annotation, biological process: mRNA splicing, via spliceosome. Lineage: Eukaryota; Metazoa; Chordata; Actinopteri; Semionotiformes; Lepisosteidae. The record is from RefSeq and is a predicted model, not a curated record.
AGACAAAAAGACCAGUACAAUAAACGAAGGUUCCGGAGGCGAGUAAAUUAGCAAGGAAAGCGAUUGUGGAGAGACGUGAUAGUGUUUCACAAGAUGCCUAAAGUGAAGAGGAGCAGAAAGCCACCUCCAGACGGAUGGGAACUCAUUGAGCCCACUCUAGAUGAGUUGGACCAGAAAAUGAGGGAAGCUGAAACGGAGCCCCAUGAGGGGAAGAGAAAGGUGGAAUCGCUGUGGCCUAUUUUCAGACUCCACCAUCAGCGAAGUCGCUACAUCUUUGACCUGUUCUACAAAAGAAAGGCUAUAAGCAGAGAGCUCUAUGAGUAUUGUAUCAAGGAGGGAUAUGCUGACAAAAAUUUGAUUGCAAAAUGGAAGAAGCAAGGUUACGAAAACCUGUGCUGUCUGCGCUGUAUCCAGAUCCGAGAUACUAACUUUGGAACCAACUGCAUUUGCAGAGUGCCGAAGAGCAAGCUGGAAGUGGGACGGAUUAUUGAAUGCACUCACUGUGGAUGCAGGGGAUGCUCUGGAUGAAGCUGUUGCUUGUGCAGAAAAUGGAUGGAUAUUAGGGCUUACAUGAACCUAGAUUCCUGUGCUUUUAGAAAUACUGGACUAUACUUGGAUUAAUACUCUUCCCACUUGAGGAUCUGUAGUGUACACUGUGAUGAUUGUGCUAUACCUUCUGCUCAUGUUAAAUUAGGUGCUGUAUUACCAACCACUGUCAUUGCUGUACACUGUCAGUGUGUUUUUUAUAAGUGCAUCUUUGUUAUCUUAAUAAACCUAUGCUACGAUGA